AUGGCGCAACAAGACCCCAGUUCCACCGUCCCCCAGGACUUGAUGCCCCAUGUGCACCUCGUCUCCUCGUUUCGAUAUCCGGCCAUGGCCGGCUUGGACCUUAAGGACGUUGCCAAGUUCCUCAUCAAUGCGCCAAUGAUUGCUAGAGACAAGGCUCCUUUCUUCUGGACCUACCUGGACAAGCCUGCAGACUCUACCGUCCUCCUCACAUGGCAGCCAGUGGCCCGCCUCGGCACCAACUUUGCUACCGACGGCUUCGUCUGGGCGCCGCCUGAGCAAAUCUACAAGCAUGAUCUGGGCAAUGGCCUUAUCAUCGAGAUCUACUUCCUCAAGGCCGGCUUCAUCCCCGGCGAACAGGUUGCCGCUCACACACGACGACGAUUCCGCCUUGUGCCCGCGCCCAACCAUCCUAACCCCUCGCAAGUCGAUACCAACCUUUUCCUGGUUCACUACGGCGCCACGGAACCCAACGAGCGCAUACCCGCCAACGUCAUUCCCUACGAUGAACGAGUCAACGCUAUAAUGCAGCAGCGACACUUCCUCCUCCGCGCUGGCCAGAUUCGACGCAAAGAAUUCAUGCUCUCGGACCGAGCCAACUGGCCUUCGCUCCCUGAGCUUGCCCGUCACCAGAUGGCGCCUCAGAUGGCUCCUCGAGGUGUCCCACAGCAGAUGGCGUAUCCUUCGCAGAACCCAACUGGCCCGCCUACUAAGCGCGCGCGCCACGCUCAAAAUCCUAACCAGCCAGCCCCAAUGCCUCCCAGCAUGGCCCCUGCGGAUCCCUUUGAUGACGAAGAGGAUAUUGCUCGCGGAGACAUGUUUGACCACCUGACUCCUAGAGAAGUGUCCUACAGCCGCUACCAGCAGAACCACGAGUGGAUGGAAGAGAUUCUGUCCUCGCCAUACCGAAUGGGGCAGAUUGUCCCCGCUGAUCUAGGUCUCGGAUUGACUGGAGAGCUUGCGUCUCUUACGGAAGGCAUCUUUGCUAGCGUUGGUCCUGAUGCUCUCAGCCAGCCAGAGGGCAAGAUCUACACAGGCAAGCUUGACCAAGGCGAAGCUGACAAGUUCAAGGACCGCGUCAGCAAGUACAUUGACUCGACAAAUUCUGAACUGGAGAAGAUGAAGGCUGAGCAUGCCAAGUCUUUAGAGGAAUUCCGCGGCAGCUCAGUUAUUCGCUCUAAGGAACGCGAAUUGAAGGGUCUCCAGGAGGAAACUGGCGCUGAGAUUUGGCGAAUUGAAGGACGUGUGGAUGCUACAGAAGAUGACGGCCCCAGCAGCGCGCCAUCCAAGUCUAAGCAAACGCUUGAUGAAAUUGUCAAGGAUGUCGAGACAGCCCUUGGUCACACAAUUGAGCCCAAGCCUAAGAUCGACAGAGUUGCCGCAGGUGGCUACCAGGAACCUGCACCAGAACCAGAACCUGAGCCUGAAGUAGCGGCCCCCGAGGAAGAAUCCCGACGACCAUCUCAGCCGGGAUCCCAGGUGGGGGAAUUAAUGAUGGAUGAGGCCGAUAUGGAUAUGGGCGGUACGGCAGCCGGUCUCCUGGAUGAGAUGCACACGGGCUUCUCGUCCAUGUCUACGCCAAACAACAACUUCCCGACACCGCAGGCCCAGCUGUCGGCUGGCCAGUCAAACGCUGCCACACCCAAUCCUAUGGCUCCUUCUCCUGCCGCCGCCGCUGCACCACCACAGCCGCAGGCAGGUGGCGAUGUGUCAAUGGGCGGCACCGAAGGCCAGAGCAGACCAGCCGAGGGCGAGACAGCACCAGACCAAGGCACCGGCAGCGGUGAUUGGGUUGUGGUGCCUAAAGAAGGCAACGGUGCGGCAGAAGGCGGUGCUGAGCCGGCCAAGACGUCCGGCGCCGGUUCUUCUGCCAAAGCGACGCCCCUUACAGGUACUCCAGGAGCUGUGUUUGACCAAAACGACUUUGGCUCACUAGAGGAUCUUGACACUGCGGGCGAUGCGCUGGCAGGCUAUGACGAUAACAACGGCAACGGCAAUGGAGACAGCAUGGGCGACGGUCUGGAUCUUCAGAUGGACAUGGAAGACUCGGCUUUUGGAGAUGCGUUUCACGGCGUGAACUCGACUGGAACACCAGGAGGAGAAAUGUAG
Molecule: messenger RNA, 2106 nt
Organism: [Torrubiella] hemipterigena
Lineage: Eukaryota; Fungi; Ascomycota; Sordariomycetes; Hypocreales; Clavicipitaceae
Source: the annotation of a GenBank genome assembly